CGGGCUCGAGAAUUGGACCGAAAGUCGGUAGAGUGUGCUCUGCGAGCUCGAGUGGAGAAAGAGAGAAGCAAGGUCCGCGAGGGGUCGAGGGCAGGAGGAGUGGAGGAGUGGAGGAGAGGAAUUUGUUUCUUACCGGGACAGAAUUGUGAGCGCCCACUUUUCCAGCCGGUGAGAUCGCUGGAGCUGGAGCUGGAGCUGACAUCGUUUGAUGAAUGGAUUCUGCUCCGGCGCCUGCUCCUCGCCAGCAGCCGAAGAGAGAGAAGUUUCAGGCUUUCGGUACAACAUCGACGGGCGACAAGAGCUUCGACAAGAAGAAGCAUGACUUCUGGGACUCUGCGCUCCUUUCUCAGUCUGCUGCUGCUCAGCUGCCGGUGACGGACGCAGAGAGGGAGUCGCUGUUGCCUGCUGCAGGCGUUGGGAGGCAGAAUUCUGAGGCCGUUGCUGCGAUGGCUUCCCAGCGUGUGGCUGCGGUCAACGGUGGCAUUGACGUCGAGAUGGAUCCCGGAGAGCGGCGAUUGAAUCAGCUCGGUUACAAACAAGAGCUCAAGCGAGAAAUGACACUCUUCAAAUGUUUGGCCAUCGCGUUCUCCACAAUGACGCUGUUUACUGGAAUCGUUCCUCUAUAUGGAAACAGUUUAUCUUAUGCCGGCCCAGUGGGGCUAGUGUGGGGUUGGGUCAUAGUUUCAUUCUUCACCUGGUUCGUCGGCCUUGCUAUGGCUGAAAUUUGUUCCUCUUUCCCGACAACUGGGUCUUUGUACUUUUGGGCUGCUCAUUUGGCAGGUCCAAAGUAUGGACCUCUUGCGUCUUGGGUUUGUGCUUGGCUCGAAACCAUCGGUUUGAUUGCGGGAGUAGGGACUCAGGCGUAUGCAGGAGCACAAGUACUCCAGAAUAUUAUACUCUUGGCCACCGGCACGAAUAAAGAUGGAGGGUAUCUUGCACCGCGAGGAGUAUUUCUUGGAAUUUAUCUUGGAUUAUGUUUGAUAUGGGCUGUGCUGAAUACAUUCGCACUCAACGUUAUCGCUCUUAUCGACGUUGUUUCUAUCUACUGGCAGGUUAUAGGAGGUAUUAUCAUAGUGAUUAUGGUGCCAUUGGUUGCACCUACGACCCAAUCAGCCGAAUAUGUCUUCACUCACUUCGAGAGGCCAGAUGUCUCACUUGGUAUUCCAACCAGUGCAUACGCCAUUGUACUUUCAUUCUUGGUCAGUCAGUAUUCACUGUACGGUUAUGAUGCGGCUGCCCAUCUCACAGAAGAGACCAAAAACGCUGACAAAAAUGGACCAAUUGCCAUACUAUCCAGUAUUGGUCUCAUUACAGUGUUUGGAUGGGCAUUCAUACUUGCUUUGACUUUCAGCAUCCAGGAUCCAGCCUAUCUUUUCGACACAACUAAUGAGACUGCUGGGAUGUUUGUUCCUGCCCAAAUUCUUUAUGAUGCUUUCCAUGGCCGAUAUGGUAGUGGCACUGGUGCUGUCAUUCUCCUGUGUGUGAUCUGGUUUUCUUUCUUCUUUGGAGGUCUGUCAAUUACCACAAGCGCUGCCCGUGUGGUAUACGCACUCUCCCGUGAUGGAGGAAUCCCUGGUUCCAGAAUAUGGAAGAAAUUGCACCCGGUGUACAAAGUGCCUGCUAAUGCCGUAUGGCUUUGCGCUUUCCUAGCAGGUCUAUUAGGACUGCCUAUAUUAGGGAUCAAUGUGGUGUUUACUGCCAUCACUUCAAUCGCUACUAUCGGAUGGGUGGGUGGCUAUGCAGUGCCUAUCUUCUGUCGCAUAAUCAUGCCAAGAGAAAACUUUCGCCCUGGUCCUUUCUAUCUCGGAAAGGCAAGUCAAGGUGUAUGCACAGUUGCUUUCUUAUGGAUCUGCUACACUUGUUGCGCGUUCUUGCUCCCCACUACCUACCCUGUAAGUUGGGGCAAUUUCAACUAUGCUCCUAUUGCCCUCGGGGUAGUUCUCGGGCUAAAUAUGUUUUGGUGGAUCAUCAGCGCAAGGAAGUGGUUCAAAGGUCCGGUCAGAAACAUCGAGAUAGGCUAUGAAACUGCUCCCAAGGCCGUGCCAGAGUAAGCUAGAGCAUAUUUUCAUUUUUGGUGUAAUCACUUCGAUUAUUUAUCCAAUUAAUAGAUUAUUAGCCUUCAAAUUGUAUAGUAAUUUUUUCCAGGAGGCGAGUUGCAGGUCAAUAUUCGUAGGUCAGAUUUGGUGGAGUCCGGCCACCUUUAGGACGGUGAUUCAUUUAACAUUAGAAGACAUUCUAGGUGCUCUCCAGUGGGUUGAAGUAGAGUCUGCAGUUUGCAAGUUUGGUUACUACCAGUAGUCACUCGUGCAAAUACUUGUAAUGUUAAAAUCAGUCGGAAGUGCAUAACGAUUUUUACAGCU
Molecule: messenger RNA, 2360 nt
Organism: Marchantia polymorpha subsp. ruderalis
Lineage: Eukaryota; Viridiplantae; Streptophyta; Marchantiopsida; Marchantiales; Marchantiaceae
Source: the annotation of a GenBank genome assembly